AUGCAGCAGCCACGGCAACAACAGCAGCAGCUGCCAGAGCAGCAGCAACAGCUGCUAGAGCAACAGCUGCUGGAGCGCCAGCUUGUGGAGCAACAGCUGCAGCAUGCGCAACAGCAACAGGUGCAGCAACCAGGGAUACAACGGCCGGAGCAACCACAACGCCUACCCCAGCAGCGGCCACAGUUGGAGCAGCAGCAUCCGCCUCUGCAACCGUUGCUGAGCCGAUAUCCACAUGCCCAUCAACAGACGGAACCUCAGGAGCAGCAACACCAUGUUAUGCGACGGCUGCAGCAGGAUGGUUCGCUGAAGCACCAAUGGGAGCAACGGCAGCUGCUGUUGCAACAACAUCAGCAGCAGCAACUGUUGCAUCAUCAACAACUGCAGCAGUUUCAACAGUUUCAGCAGCAAGACUUGAACCUGAUGGAGCAGCAGCAGUUGACUAGACGUCACUACAUGCAGCAGCAAGCGCUUCUGCAGGAGCAGCAGCAGCAGAUGCAUCGGCUGCAGUCCCAGCAGCACCAGCAGGCGCAGCAUCAUAACGAGCGCCAGCUGCAGCAGCAGUUGCUGAGACAUCAUUCUUUUUGUGAGAAUGCUGGGGUAACAGGUUCACGCCUCCAGCUGUCGGGAUGUCGCAGUGGCAGCCGCCGGAGUUCCAGCGAGUUGCCGUCCGGUCUUGCUGUAGCAGCAACUGCAGCAGCAACAGGUGCUGCUGCUGCUCAGCGGGCUGCUGCUCCUUCAGCAGCAGCCGGCACCGACGAUGCUGCAGCUGGAGCUGCCACCCAAACAGCAGCAGCAAAAACAAGGGUCAUGGGUUGCAGGAGGCUUCCCGCUGCAGCGGCGCAGCUGCUACGGGGGUGUCUCUCCACGCCGCAGCGUCUUGCGCAACCCCAUAUGCGCCCUGAAGGCUCUCAUUGUGGCGCACAGGCUCUUGGCGCAGCCUUGCAACCUGCGGCGGAAGCUGCAGCAGCCGCAGCAGCCGCAGUGGCCGACGGGGACGCGGGUGCAGCUUCAGCAAGAGCUGCGACAGCAACGGCAGCAGCAGCAGCAGCAGCCGCAUCCACCCCUGAGGGUGCAGUUUGUGCGUGCGCGGACUUCUUCGCUGAGAAACUGCGGCUCCAUCUACAGCUGGUAGAUUGCUGCAUUGAUGCUGUUUUUGUUGCCUCUGCUGAAGGAACCUGGUCUGUCUCUCGGUUUCUGCGGGCGAAUGGGGUGUCUCUUGAAACGCUCGUGGCUUUUGAAGCGGAAGGCGUCGUCUCUCUUAAUGCUUCUGUUUCCCUGCAGCUGGUCAGCAUGCUGCACCGCGCAUGCACUUUAUGUCUGCUGCUGCUGCAGCAGAGGGGCACAAGCCUCUUUGCUGUGAGCAGCAUUUACUUGGUGCUGCUUGUGGAUGACGUUUGGGGGGUCGCGGCGCUGCUGCUGCGGCUGCUGCACGCGCUGUUGCAGCGCUGCAUGCGCCCAGCAGUCGCUGCUGGGGGAGCCUCGGCGUUGGUCUCAGUCCUGGCUUCUCUUGCGAACCCUCUAAGGGAGGCCCUGAGGGAUAUGCAGUUAGUAGCAGGUACGGCCAGACGGCAACAGCAACAGCAGCAGCAGUAA
Eimeria mitis is the source of this 1593-nucleotide messenger RNA. RefSeq lists its product as uncharacterized. The transcript has 5 exons. Lineage: Eukaryota; Apicomplexa; Conoidasida; Eucoccidiorida; Eimeriidae. The record is from RefSeq and is a predicted model, not a curated record. Bases 1 to 1593 code for a protein of 530 amino acids.